Molecule: messenger RNA, 3329 nt
Organism: Bactrocera latifrons
Lineage: Eukaryota; Metazoa; Arthropoda; Insecta; Diptera; Tephritidae
Gene: Oatp74D
Product: solute carrier organic anion transporter family member 3A1
Exons: 7
Coding region: 1-2784 (927 amino acids)
Biological process (GO): sodium-independent organic anion transport; transmembrane transport
Cellular component (GO): membrane
Molecular function (GO): protein binding
Source: RefSeq, a predicted model, not a curated record
AUGAAUCCCUCGACAAAUGCCAGCGACGUCGAUGCCGCGGCAAAUCCACAAAUGCUCAAUUUUCAGUCUCCACAACGCCAGAUAAAGACAAGCCAAGCUUCAAGUCCAGUUGGUACACCCUACAAACAGAACGGCAGCAAUGGCGAUGCUAGUUUGAACGGCACACCMUUACACAAUGGUCACGGCAAUGCCAAUGGCACUAAUGGUUAUCAGAAUGGUACACGACGUGAUUCUACGCAAGCCUGGACUCCACUACUGUCAAACGGUAAUGGUAACAGUGCUACACUAAACAAUGGUAAUGGUAACACUGGCUUGACAGACAACAGCUUAGUUGGCACAGCAAGUAUUAAUGGAACGGAAGACGGCAGUUUAGCGGGACAAGAGGCGAAUGAAACACUGGGUGAUCCCACCACUGUACUAUACACCACAUCGACCAGUAACAACAACGAAUGGAAAGAUGCCGAACAAAUAAAUAACCUCAAAAACGGACUGUUACAUUAUCCGGCCMAUCAUCAGGGCAACAAUAAUGGUUCGCUAAUGAACGGCAAGAAUGGUAUCGGCUUGGGCGUACCAGACAAGUAUGAUGAACAAGAUCCACUUACCGGCUUAUAUGCUCAAAAAAAUACAMGAACRCGUGAACCGGAUGAAUCGGAUACAGAUUCCGAAUUGAGUAAUGGCGAUCGACAAGCUCCCGGCUGCGGUUUAUUCGGCUGUCGGCCGAAAUGGGCGCGAAACUUUGCCUCGACUAAUGUCUUCAUGGUGGUCUUUUUGCUCGCCUAYAUUUUACAGGGCAUGUAUAUGACAUAUUUCGUGUCGGUGAUCACUACCAUCGAGAAACUAUUUCAGAUCAAAUCGAAAACGACGGGUUUUCUAUUAAGUGCCAGUGAGAUGGGUCAAAUUAGUACCGCUAUGUUGUUAACCUACUUCGCGGGACGUGGUCAUCGCCCACGUUGGAUCGCUUGCGGCAUGGUAUUAUUCUCCAUUGCAGCUUUCGCUUGCUCAUUGCCRCAUUUUAUAUUUGGCAAACAACUGAUGCAAUCACUUGAUACGCUCAGUAAUGGCGGCAAUGGUGGUAAUGCGGCAAUGCGCGCCUUACAUGGUCAAAUGCUGCACGCCAGUUAUGGACUGCAUGGAAUGAAUGACACAAUAAAUGCGAAAAGUGCGAACGCAUUGGAAGGCGGUCUCARUGCAUUGUUGGCCAAUGUGCCGGGCUCGCACGAAAUGAAUCUGUGCAUACCGGGACAGAACUCAACGAACUCCAACACAGAAUGCGAUGAGGAUCAAAAACUGGAACAGGCCUCACACUCAAAAAUCACCGUUAUUGUACUGUGCAUAUUCUUCGCUAGCCUUUUGAGCUCUGGCAUUGGACAGACGGCAGUAGCCACACUAGGCAUACCGUACAUAGAUGAUAAUGUGGCMAGUAAACAGUCACCUAUGUAUAUGGCCAUAACAAUUGGUGUACGSAUUUUGGGACCCGCAUCCGGUUUCAUUGUGGGUUCAUUUUGUACGCGCUGGUAUGUGAAUUUCUCCAAUCCCGGCUUCGAUGCUAGCGAUCCACGUUGGAUUGGUGCCUGGUGGCUGGGACCAGUUGGGAUUGGCACUCUAAUGUUGCUGUCAUCCUUUGCCAUGUUCUCAUUCCCAAAACAGUUGCGCGGCAAACGAAACCCCAAUGCCGGCGAGACUAAAGCUGAUGGCGGUGAUGAAGCGGCAGCCGCAGUGGAGGUGGAUGAGAARCCGAAAUUGAGAGAUUUUCCAAAGACCGUACGACGUCAACUUAAAAAUGACAUUUUGAUGUUCCGCACUGCUUCGUGUGUCUUCCAUCUCUUGCCAAUCGCUGGACUCUAUACUUUUCUACCGAAAUACCUCGAAACACAGUUCCGUUUAACCACCUAUGAUGCCAGCAUGAUUGCCGCCUUUUGUGGCAUACUCGUUAUGGGUGUGGGCAUUGUAAUAUCCGGUUUGGUAAUUUUGAAAUUGAAGCCGUCAGCGCGUUCCGUAGCCGCUUGGAUUGCAUUCACAGCACUGUUCUACUCAGCCGGCAUGGUUGUGCUGAUGUUUGUGGGAUGUAGCAUGAACGACUUUGCUGGUUACAAGAGUGCUACGACUGAUUCUCCUGCCAUGAUCGAACCGGCAUGUGACCUCAAUUGUUCCUGUGAUACGGGUAAUUACGCCCCCAUUUGCGGCAUGGAUGGUCGUAUAUAUAUUUCCACCUGUCAUGCGGGUUGUGCAGCGUCAGCAUUGACUGAUAACGGCACCUUGUUCAGUAACUGUACAUGCAUUCCAGAUUCUUUUAAGAACCAAGCGAUCGGCGGAUAUUGCGCUAAUAACUGUAAGAAUUUCAUAUUCUUCAUCAUCAUAUUCGCCGUUUGUGUGUUUAUGCAUUCGACAUCGGAGGUAGGCAGCAUGUUGUUGGUGAUGCGUUGCACACAUCCAAAUGACAAAGCCAUGGCUAUGGGCAUCAUACAGUCGGCGAUUGGAUUAUUCGGUAAUGUUCCUUGUCCAAUUAUUUAUGGCGCGGUGGUCGAUUCGGCGUGUCUUCUCUGGAAAACGGUGUGUGGCAAGCAUGGAGCUUGCUCGCUGUACGAUUCGGACACGUUUAGGCACUAUUUCCUCGGUAUUACCGCCGGCAUAAUGUUCCUGGCAUUCAUAAUGGAUUUGGUGGUGUGGAGCAAGGCGCAUCGCAUCGACAUAACGCCCGAGGACGGCAGUGAACCGCACGGCAAACAAACAGCCGCAGAAACGGAGUGCAAAAAGUCAAUGGUGGCACCCGAUACGAGCGUCUGARCAGCACUGCCAUCCAAAGGAGACGAACAUAUGUAGCUGAAAGAACAAAAACAAAAGAAAAUUAAACAAGAAAACAUUUGAAUAAGUGUCUUUAUAGGCUUGUUUCACACAAACAAAAAGUUUCAAAACGGAAUUCAGUUAAAAAUACAUAUAGAAAAUGAGUUGAGCAACUGGAUGAGAAUGUAUUCAAAGUAACGUGAACAUGACGACGCACAAUGUGGCCAAAACAAAGGCGCUCGAGAAAUGCAAAGCUGGAUGUGGUGUGUGUGUGUAUGAGUGUCUGUCACAUGCUUUGCAAGAAUUUGACGACGAAGGAAUGCGAUUUUGCAUUUAUUGUUUAUAGUUGAUUUAUUGGUUAGUUUAGUUAAAGUUUUAGUUAAUGACAGUUUAGUUAUAGACAGCAAAAACAAUGAAAAAAGAAAAAAUUAAAAUAAAGAUAAAAAUGAAAAUGAAAAUGAAAAUAAAAACAAAAGCAAAGAGAGCGCGACGAUUGGAUACUAACGGCAUGCAUUGGGAUUAGCAUGURUGGCUAAGCAUGAAUGAAA